GGCCGCCGCGAGCACCGGGCGGGCUCGUGUCCCGGCCCCGGUAACGGUCGCUUCUCGACGUCUCUUGUCCGAAGGAGCAGCACGCAGGGUGCCGGCGGAGCCUGCGCCUUCGCCCUUAGUGUGCCAAAGACCAAAACGCUUCAGAGUGUAUUUCCUCCAUGAAACACAGUCAUGACAGAGCAGGAGUAUGUUCUUUGCCAGUGGAAGAGCCAGCUAUGGCCAGCAAAGAUUUUGGCGAAGACUGGAGUUCCUGGAAAACCGUCUGUAACUAAUGAAAAGGAAACUUCUUUUAAAGUUGAAAUAAUUGGCUUGGAAGAACAGAUCAGUGUCAGCUGUGCAAAUACUGAGCCACUGAAGGAAGAACGUAUACAAAGCAUUGCCUCUAAGUUAGCAGAUGAGGGGAGGAAUUUUAGUGAGGCUGUAGAAGAACUGAAAUAUCGCCGUUCUCUAAAAAUCGCCUUAGAUAUUCUGAAUCAAAAUGACUUGGCCAGGCAAGUACCACCCUUGGAAGAGGAACCAAGUGCACAAUUAUCCCAGAAGCACAGUACAAGAUCUCGCUCAUCUACCCCCGUAACUACUCGUCAGUCACUCGUAACUAAAGAGUUGGAGUCUCAGACUCCCAAGAAGAAAAGACAACUGAAAAACAGCCCCAACCUGAAAACGGAUAUAAAAAAACGAAAGUUGAUGCAUUCUUUUGUUUUGGAAGAGAGUGCUAAAGCACAUGAAGGUAGAACAAGUCCUUUGGAAUAUAGGACUAGCAACUUGGGAAAUGUAUCAGAUUCGGAGAGUGUAAAAAGGACAGAGUCAAAGCCACAAACAAAGCAGAAAAACAUCAAGCCCGGGCAGCUGCCAAAGUCCCAGACUAAAAGUAAAUCCUCCCUCAAGACAAAGGAGGAGAAAAGUAAGCAAGAAAGUAAAAGGCCAAGAGGUGCAGGAUCCCCACUAUCACGUAUUAAAAACUUCCUGAAAGAACAAGUGUACCCCCUUACUGAAGAACGUAAUCCUGUGCCUGUGUCCUGCGAGUCCAGCACAGCAGGGCCUGUCAGACGAAGGGCAAACACCAAAGGUCAGCCUAGAAGGACAGUGUGGGAUUCUUGUGAAUGUGCCCAGGACGACUUGGAGAGCCGUAUCAGUAACGAGAGUGAAAAUCUAGCAAAGAAACUAGAUGGAAGGAAAAAAACAGUGAAUUUAAAACAGAGAAGACAGGAGAUGGGGGUGAGUCCGUCUUGCAGGAAAAGGAAAAGCAGAAAUGGCCCUGAGUCUUCACCUGGGUCUUCAAACUGCGGAAAUCUUUCUGAUAGUUUCCGGCCUAAGCUUACAGAGGAGGAAAACAAGAAUACUUCACACAUACUUAGGAAUAAAGUAAAGGACUUCCAGCUGCCUGACUUUGAGGAAGAUGAAGGGUUGGAAUCUUCUGAUAUGUCUUCAAAGAUAGGUUCCCCAGAGAAUCUCUCUCUCCUCUCCACUCUGGUAGAUGAGGAUGAGGAGGAAGAUGAAGAACUUCCUAGUAUUCUAUCUCAUCAAGAGCCACAGUCAAUUGAAGAAGGGAUUUUGGUCUGGUGCAAAUUACGAAGAUACCCAUACUGGCCAGCAGUGGUGAAAAAAGUGAAGCGGAAACACAGGAAGGCAAAUGUGCUGUUGAUAGAAGGGAAUACAAAUGACAAGACAAAGGGUUUUUCAGUGCCUCUUAGGAAUCUCAAGCACUUUGACUGUGAAGAAAAGCAGGACUUAAUAGAUCGAGCCAAAGAAGCUUACAGCCGAGAAAUCGAGUGGUGCAUUCGAUUGAUUUCUGACUAUCGGAUUAGAGUAGGUUGUCAUUCUUUUACGGGAUCCUUCUUGGAAUAUUUUGCUGAUGAUAUCAGCUAUCCAGUUAGAAAGGAAGGUAUUCAGGGUUUAGUCCAAAUGCCCUUUUCAUAUGUAGCAGAAGAGCUUGAAGAAUCUUCACCAGAAACUUCACCUAGCAAGCCCUCCAAGAAACUGCUUCCUGAUAGAACAAGGGCUGCUAGAGACAAGGCUAAUGAAAAAAUAGUGGAGUUUAUAGUGAAGAGCAAGGGAGCAGAAGAGCAUCUCCUGGCUAUCUUGAAAAGCAGAAAGCAGUCCCGAUGGCUGAAAGAAUUCUUGAAUUCCAGUCAGUACGUGACCUGUGUUGAAACUUAUUUAGAGGAUGAAAAGCAAUUAGAUCUUGUAGUAAACUACUUGAAGCAAGUGUAUCAUGAAAUAGACACCAGAAAUCUGCAUCGAAUAAAUGGAGAUGGAAUAAAGUUUAUUUCGGAUGUCCUUUUGCCUGAAGCCAUCAUUUAUGCAAUUUCUGCUGUGGAUGACAUAGAUUACGAGAAGGCAGAAGAAAAAUACAUAAAAGGACCAUCUGUGAGCAAAAGGGAAAGAGAAAUAUUUGAUGAAGAAAUUUUAGAAAGAAAGAAGCGGGAGACUGAACUAGUGUCUGAAGAGAGCAAAUAAGUAGUCAUAGGCACUUCCUGAGUCUACAGUGGCAUUGGAUGUAUAUAAUGGAGAAGUGGUUGCCUGUAUAAAUGUGUGAUUUUUUUUUUUUUUUUUUUACUUUUUUAUGUCAGAAUGUAAAUAGCCUUCGAAAGAUGUAACAAAUCAUAUAAUACUGCGUUGCCCUCAAAGAAGAUACAAUUGUAUGUUCAUUCCUUGCUCUAAAUUUUGCCUAGUGGGACUGCAUUUUACUUUCUUUGUUUCUGCCAUGCUGAAUUUUCUGUAAAGGACAAUUUAAAAGGCAAUGUAUAAACCUGUAGUAACACUAUGACACUGUAACUGCCAGCCAGUUAUGGUCAGCCUCUUGCUGUGCUUGAAACAAGAGUUGCCAGGAGAACAGCAAAGGUUUUGCAAAACUACAUAAUGGAACUCUUGUAUUAAAUUUUCUUUAUGGUUUUUAUUUUUUUAUUUUAUUUGUGGCCAAAUAGCUCUGACAAAGGUCAGCAGUUAUUAAACACGUGCUAGUAAAUUAUAUAGCCACGUAUUCCUUGGUAACUGUACUGCUAAUGGAUAUGCUGUCUGGAGAUCUUUGCAAAGGGUGGAUUAUUCUUACUCUACCUGUGCUU
Messenger RNA from Nothoprocta perdicaria, 3062 nucleotides. RefSeq names its product PWWP domain-containing protein MUM1 (gene PWWP3A). The record is from RefSeq and is a predicted model, not a curated record. NCBI's taxonomy places the organism in Eukaryota, Metazoa, Chordata, Aves, Tinamiformes, Tinamidae. The transcript is spliced from 14 exons. The coding region runs from base 172 to 2457 and encodes 761 amino acids.